Messenger RNA from Cherax quadricarinatus, 2718 nucleotides. Its product is annotated as kin of IRRE-like protein 1. Gene Ontology annotation, biological process: synapse organization. Gene Ontology annotation, cellular component: neuron projection membrane. The record is from RefSeq and is a predicted model, not a curated record. Lineage: Eukaryota; Metazoa; Arthropoda; Malacostraca; Decapoda; Parastacidae.
ACAGUGCGCAUGUUCUGGCCAGUCUCUCCCCCACCCCACCCAGGUUCCCCAACAGCUCCACGAUUAUUGGUACUCUGGUGUCUGGAGCGCUUGGUUGUGUGUGAAAGCUGUCUCUCACAGCGACGCUGUCCUGACUGAGUCUACAUAGGAGAUCCAAUUGGUUAUUCCGUGCUGGCAUUUCGUGCGAAUAUUUAUGAUCGCUUUGUGAUUAGUUUGUAUAUUCUAGUUAAAUGGAAAGGUCAUACACAAUAACUAGUAAUAACCAUUGAUGAUAAUUGUUCAAACUGGUGUUAAAUAUGCAUAUAAAUGUAAAACUUAGUGAAAAGUUCGGUUACAUUGCGUUUUACCCAAAGAAUCAAAUAGUCGUUUAGAUUUUUGUGGAUAACUCUAUUUGGUUUUGACAGAAAAAAAAGGAAAAUUAUAGUUUGGUGAUUAGGGAGAGAGUGGUGGGGAAGGUGAGAGAGGGCAGUCACCAUGACCAACUGCAGUAACAGCUGCAGUAACAGCAGGAGGCACCACAUGUUUGCCCACCUGACCCUUCUCCUGUUCCUCGCCUGCCCAACAUAUGCUCCAGGAGGGGAGAGUGACUUCAGUGAGCCAGAAAUCACCUGGGGUCAGCCUAACACACACACUGCUUACUUCGGUGACGUCUCUCCCAGCAACGUGACGGCUGUAGUGGGCCACAAAGCCACACUUCCCUGUCGCGUUCUUCACCUCGGCAACAAAGAUGUAUCGUGGAUCAGGCAGCGUGACCUGCAUAUCCUGACAGUCGGUAUCUUCACCUACACCACCGACGAUCGCUUCAAGGUGUACCACCCGCCGGACACGGAGCAGUGGGACCUAGAGAUCAUCCCCGUUACUUUCAGAGACGCUGGUGUGUACGAGUGUCAGGUCUCCACGAGCCCCAAAAUCUCCUUGCCCAUCCUGCUGGGUGUGGAAGUGCAGCAGGCGAGGAUCGAGGGCCCAGCUGAGGUAUACAUACAGAAGGGGUCGACCAUCCGACUGACUUGCAUCGUCAAUACCCAUUCUGACAACGUCGGCGCAGUCACCUGGUUCCGCAACACUCACCCCCUCGACUACGAUUCUCCAAGAGGCGGCGUCAGUGUGGAGAUAGAGAAGACACCCUCAAGGACCACCUCCAAGUUGUUCCUCACACAAGCAGGCAAGAUUGACGGUGGAAACUAUACGUGCGUCCCGCAGUACGCAGACGCUGCGUCCGUGUUGGUGCAUGUGGUGAAUGGAGAAGAGUCAGCGGCUGUCCAAACCGCAGGCGCUAUUGGAGUUACUACUGACCUGCAGGUUCUGUGCUGGUGUCUUCUGAUGCUGCUACUACUGUGUCAGAGACCACGGUGACCCUGUGUCCUGGUUCACUCCAGAGACAUGAUCAAUACUGUAUAACGUUUACAACAGUUGUGAGAUUACAUAUCAAAAGAAGGAACUUGCGGCUUCACUGAUAUUUGCUUCACCGUAAACAAGACAUGAAGACAACUUAUGGCGAGGGAUUUAUCAAUUUCAAGCAUUUUUAUCUUUUACUCAAUUUUUUUUAUCAACACAGUUUUACAAAUCAACAAUGUUUUGCGCUCGGGGGACGGAGGAUCGAGCCUCCACCACGUCUUGCGCUGAAUGACCCAUGUGGAUUUAGCGCUUACCAUUAUUAAAUGAAAAUUACAAAAUACAUAUUUUUAAAAUAUCACAUUCAACAUAAUGUUACAAAACCAUGCUACACAUACAUAUUUAAUCAAUACAUAUAUUAAGAUAUUUUAUAAUAUCUUAUCAUCAACACAUAUUGCAUUCAUUGUUGCAUAACGAAAAGCGAUCAAUACUUAUAUUGCACAUUUAUAUACAUAAAUAUAACAAAUAAAUGCAAAAUAAAAUUAAUUACAAUUAAUUUCACAUAAAUAUAAGUAAAAAAUUAAUAACAGCUGUAGUAUUAUUAGUAACACAAAUAGAAACAGCAACAGCAGCAGCAGGAGUAGUAGUAGUAGUAGUAAUAGUAGUUGUAGUAGCAGUAGUAAUAGUUGCAGUAGUUAUAGUAGUAGUAAUGGUGGUGGUGGUAAAAUAUCAGCGAGUUUUAAAAUUUCAUGAACAUUUUAUCUCUAUGAAUCAAAUGUGAUAUUAUAGUCAGAAAUUUACAGGGUGUCAGGAUGUAUAUAGGCCUCGUUGCAAUAAAGUUCUGUCUCUUGGAGCCUUAAUAUACAUUUAAAAACUUGGAAUAUUUUGCUGGAGCGCAGUAAAAAAUAGCAUUAUCUGUAGGAAAACAUAAGAACAUUUAGUGGCAAAUGUUGUUUUUAAACUAAUCUCUAAUAUUUUUAGUAACAUGUAACAGAUUUUACCCGAGGUAUCGAUAGAAAAGCUCUUUGUCAUCAUACUCCGUGAUUCUUUCUAAGCUUAAUUAUAGGGAUCAAUGAAGCUUAGCUGCUCCAACAGCUAUUCUUUCCAAUUUUGAUGAAGUCUAUUUCCAAGGGUUGAAUACAUGUCUUGGUGCUUCUCGUUCGUCCCACAUCGAGAAUCAACUGAGCGCGCUAGUUGUGCUCGCUCUCGUCUCAGAAAGGGAUACUCUCAAUCUACUCUUUACGACUUUUUGACUAAAAGUGAUUUAUUACACCAUAUAUAUCUUUCUCUGAUAUCUCAUAAGUUUAUUUAUCCCAUAGUUUUAUAAGAGUUUGGCGAGUUUUGUGAAUAUAUUAGCAAUAACGAUAAUGAUGAAAAUUAAAAACA